This is a messenger RNA of Ruditapes philippinarum (Manila clam), 3420 nucleotides long. RefSeq names its product nuclear hormone receptor FTZ-F1 beta-like. Gene Ontology annotation, molecular function: nuclear receptor activity; zinc ion binding; RNA polymerase II cis-regulatory region sequence-specific DNA binding. Gene Ontology annotation, biological process: regulation of transcription by RNA polymerase II; tissue development; hormone-mediated signaling pathway. NCBI's taxonomy places the organism in Eukaryota, Metazoa, Mollusca, Bivalvia, Venerida, Veneridae. Bases 352 to 2619 code for a protein of 755 amino acids. The transcript has 6 exons. Gene Ontology annotation, cellular component: RNA polymerase II transcription regulator complex. The record is from RefSeq and is a predicted model, not a curated record.
UCAACGAUUAGCUGCCCGAAUUUAGCCGAUCAUAAGACGGAACAAUGCACUGCGCAUUCCGUCGGCUAUUUACGUAAAUUCCCACUCCAUUUCUAAGCUUCUAUUCAGUGGACGCCAUUUUUUGUUUAAUCUGUACUGCGUAGAUUUAUAAUUACCCCUUUGUUAGGCGUAUCUACCGUUAUCUGCUUACAUAACCGAGGCCUACCGGCUUACAGUGUCGAGGUCGAAGCGAAACAGUGAAGGACGGUGUGAGAUCAAGGUCAUGGCCGGAGGACAAUGUAAACAGUGUGAGAGCAUUUUUCAAAACAACAGAAACCUGUACGACGUUAUUUGCUGUUUAAUAACUUCAAGAUGUCGAACUCGGGUGAUAUAGGGAUAUCACCUGUACUCCUUCAAGCUAUAAGCCAGUCGCUGAGUUCACCAAGUCAUAAACCACAUACAGCAGUCAGUACGAAAAUGGAAGGUUCCAACCUGACACCAGUUGAAAGUGGGGCAGCUGAUCAGAACCUUGCUGAACAACUAAUGAAAGACCAGCAGGGAAGCUUGAACAUGAUUAACACAACAGAAGACAUGAACUUACCACUUCAGAAUGAUUCGUUAUCAAUAAAAACAAUGUUGAAGAUAAAAAUGGCAGCAAAUGCCCUAACUAAAACUGCGUUACAGCAGCAGUCAUUUGGUACAGAAAGUGGAGUUCUGAAAACUGAGGGAAAGGAGAUUGCCCGAAGUUCUGCUUCGGACAUAGCAAUGGCAAACAUGUUGACUGCUCUUGCUACCCAGAAUAGUAAAACAUUUGUUGCCACCACUACUGACACAGGUUCGAGUCUGUUGGGGCAAAAUGGGGGCUCAACACAGAGUUCAUCUAGUUCAUUAAAAGAGCCUGAAUUCAGGACUGUUCAAGUGGGAAAUAAAAAAUUGUUAAUAAGAACUAAAGAUGACAUAUCAGGACCUGAGUUUAAUCAACAAAACACAUUUUCAUCUGAAAACAAUAAUGAGGGCACAAGUGCAAAUGAAGCAGUUUAUACCAUAAUCAAACCAGAACCUGGCAUAGACACUGUGAGAUUAGAGUCAAGUGAACCAAAUGUGUUAGUAUCGAGCUCAAAUUUGAAUUCAAAUAUGAUGUUAGGUCAGGUUAAAGACACAAUAGUUUCGGGCAAGUCUAAUGCAGACAAUAGUUUAAUACUCUCUGAUACACAAUCAACAUCUGGAGUAACAAGUGGUGAAGCUGGGGCUGGUACCCAACUUGUGUUCUCAUUCAACCCAAGUGCUUCGGGUACUUCAGAAGUUUUACCAGAUACACAACUGAAGGUGAUUGAGCACGAAGGGAAACGUUACAUUUUACAAACACAUUCUUACGACUCGUCACAGGUCACUGAUGCUCAGGCAGAGGAUUCACAGUCAUACACUGUACAAAUUGGAACUGAUGAGGGUGUAACAUUCACAAGUGUUGCCGAGCAGGAAGUGGUCACUGUUGGUCAGCAGCAGGAAGAGGCUGGAAAUGUUUCUGGAUUCAAGAGUCCACUGUCUGGAAGUCCUUGUCCUAUUUGUGGGGAUAAUGUCUCAGGUUUCCAUUACGGUAUUUAUACAUGUGAGAGCUGCAAGGGAUUUUUCAAACGCACAGUUCAGAAUAAAAAGUCCUUUGUUUGCCCAAGGAAUGGAGAAUGUGAAAUAGUGUUAGAGAAUAGAAAAAAGUGUCCAGCAUGUAGAUUUGCUAAGUGUCUGGUGAUGGGAAUGAAACUAGAAGCAAUCCGGCAGGAUAGAACAAGAGGUGGCAGGAGUAGUUACGGAGGUAGUUCCCCAUUUGAGGAGAAGAAAAGACGACCAAUCAAAAUGGUUCCUCGAAGAACAAGUUAUCAGAAUGAAAGUGCCCUGGCUUCAGUGUUAAAUGCUGGAAGUGCACACUCAGAAAAGCCUUAUGUUCCACAAAUAUUAACAGACAUAAUGAACUUGGAAUCUUUGCUGUGUGAUGAUGACAUUCCAUCGAGCAUUUCAGCGGAAGAUUUCUCGAUAUCAAAUCCAAAUGUGUUCCUCACCUUACUGCAAUUGUGUGAAUUGAAAUUAUACAAGAUUGUGAGAUGGGCUCGUAAUUUACCGUACUUUGCAAACAUUUCGACAGAUGAUCAGAUAUUGUUGCUGCAGAACUGUUGGUGUGAGUUACUUGCCCUUACAUUGUGCUGGAAAUCUCUACAUCUGACAAAUGAAAUCAUCUUCUUUCAUGGCCAGGCAAUAGAUCUGGAGAAAGCAUGUUCAUUAGACCUUGGCGAAAUGUUCAAUAAGAUGUCGGCUGUCGUUGAACAGUUCAGACGUUUGAAAGUUGACCAGUACGAGUGUGUAGCAUUAAAAGUCAUUAUUCUCAUUUGUCCAGAUAUAAAAGGAUUGAAUGAUGCAGACAGGCUGUCUGAGCAGCAACAGCGUGUUAGCAUGGCCCUUGAAACAUACACAUGUAGUCAUUACAGACAAAGUCCCAAUAAAUACGGUGAGAUUCUACUCCGCCUCCCAGAAUUGUCCCGCAUCAGCUGUAUGCUUAAAGAACAUCUCAUGAAGUGGAUGCCUGCCAAUACAACAUCAUGUGGAUUGUUGUAUGAACUCCUUAAAGGCGAAAAUAUGAAAGAUUUAGUGUGACAGUAACUAAAUUAUGUGAAUAGGAGUGCAUAGAACUCUUAGUCUUACAAACAACCAUGCAUGAUGUAAUAAAGAUGCCAGUCAUUACCGGCUAAAAGUGGCUUAAUUCUAGGUCACAUGAUGAAGUUACAUGUAUGUACUGGCUGGGUGGGGUUUGGGGGUGAUUGUAACUUGAACAAGAAAGUACUGCAAUAUUGGUGUGAGUCAAAUCAAGGUAACAAUACAGGCAUUACAGGAAAUAUAUAUUUCAUUAUUAGCUUGUCUGUUUCCAGGAAAAAGUUGAGCUAUUAUGAUAGCUACAUUGUCGUUGUUAUUGCCAUCGUGCUAAAACUUUUAAUAAAUGCCCAUUAAUCAAACAUUUUUAAAGUUGUCAGUUUGAAACUUGCAAUACUUGCAUAUCAUGAAAAGGUGCAGUUGUUAGAGAACUUAGACAUAAUUCUGGAAGCUUUAUUUUUUGUAGUUAUUCCCCCUUUAAACUUGGAAUUUUUGUUAAAAUUGGUUAUUGAUAUUCGUCGCUUUUAACAGGCAAGGGUUAAAACCACAUGCAGUGCUUCUGUUUAACCUUUAAUGUGGAGACAUUGCCUGUAUGAAGUGACUGUUAACUUGGUAGAAACAAUUUAUAAUUACAUGGUUUAUACAGCUAGUUAGUGUUUUCUGUAAGUCACCAAUAUGAUUUGUUCAGGACCUAUAAAUUAGAGAACUUUCUGUCUAUACUGUAGUGAGGAAGUUAUACGUUAUAAUGAAGUAGAAAUAUAAGUCUCAGUUUUUCUCUUCUGUUGGAAAGAUCCCAUUACAUAAACA